This is a messenger RNA of Theileria annulata, 876 nucleotides long. RefSeq lists its product as uncharacterized. Gene Ontology annotation, cellular component: nuclear body. The record is from RefSeq and is a predicted model, not a curated record. Gene Ontology annotation, biological process: primary miRNA processing; mRNA processing. The coding region runs from base 1 to 876 and encodes 291 amino acids. The transcript is spliced from 2 exons. NCBI's taxonomy places the organism in Eukaryota, Apicomplexa, Aconoidasida, Piroplasmida, Theileriidae.
AUGGGAAAGAAUGAUAACCAUUUGCCGGAUUUGUUGGCAGAGGACCUGGACAUUAAGCUUCGCCUGGACCUGCAGCUCCUGUACCUGAGGAAAAUCCACAGCUAUUGUUACUACGGAAAAUAUAAAACGAACAAUUACGUGGACCUUUGGGACUCAAGUGGACCCGGAUACGUUAGGGUGGACCUGACCAACGAGUUAUACGAUAAGGAAGAAGGAAUGUUCGGACAAAAUCCAAGGAUCAGAUUCGCAACUUUUGAAACCUCUAAGGACCAGCUCAAGGAAUUCAACGAGAAUUUCGACUGGGAACAAGAACUUAAGGACAGUUGCACAGUAUCAGAACAACAGUUGUUAUGGAUAAAAGAUGUUGAAUCGUUUGCGAACAAGAUCCUCGAGACUGAUUUGGCGCCUCCAAAGUUUGAGCUUUCAGAGUCAGUUGAAGAGAAGUGGAAACAGUUUUGCAACCUAAACACCCUGAUUGACUCACCAGAUAAGUUCAGAUGCAAGCUUUGCAGCAAGCUCUUCAACGACGCGAAGUUUGUGUGGAAACACUUGAAGAAAGUGCACGGAGAGUCUUAUAAUCAAGUAGUGGUUGAGUGCGGGGUUCCAAAGAUGCGCGAACUCUUCUUCGACGCCCAUAGAGAUACGAGGUCAAACCCAUUUGAGAAUCUAGUCACCUUGCCAAUAAUCCAGAAACCAAAGUCCAACUUUGACAACGCCACCAAAGAAUUUUUCAAAAAGGUUGAAAUUCCACCUCCAGAUAAGAGAAAAAGACCCAGAGAUUAUUACGAUUUCGAUGAACCAAAACUUAAAAAGGAAUUUGUAACAUUUGCCCCUGACGAAUAUUCGAGGCCAAGUGUUAAGUAUGACGAUCUUUAA